Diachasma alloeum is the source of this 2025-nucleotide messenger RNA. RefSeq names its product transmembrane protein 64. The record is from RefSeq and is a predicted model, not a curated record. Lineage: Eukaryota; Metazoa; Arthropoda; Insecta; Hymenoptera; Braconidae. Bases 320 to 1174 code for a protein of 284 amino acids. The transcript is spliced from 4 exons.
ACGUUUUGACAAUCGAUGGUAGUGAUCGGAAAUAGAGCCUUCCGGGAUAUAGCAAAACCACAAGAUUAUGUUUAUUUAAUCGCGUCUUCCUUCAACUGAUCUUAGAAUAGUUCGUAUGAAAUGUCAGGGAGUAAUGUCGUGGCAUUAAAACCCGGGAGAACGCGUUUUAUACCCGCUAAUUCAUCACUCUAGGUUAUGUUUUUGAAGUACCGUUGUGUAUUCAUUGCCAUGAAUUUUUUAAUUAUUUUGUGAUGAGUUUUUUUUCCCGAACUCCAGUGAUAUAUUCUUAGUCUGCUAACUAGAAGAAUAAUAAAUUAAAAUGGACAUAAUAGACUUGGACGUCCUCGAAACAAGUUCUCGUCCAAUAAAAAACUCCGGAGUAAGAUGCAACUGCAUAAGCUCAAACUCAGCCUGUUACAUAGCAGUGACAAUCGCCACUCUGGGAUUUCUCGGGGCCAUUGUCUUCAUCUGUAGAGAUUACAUUAAAGUCCUGCUCUACUGGAUCGAGCACCAGGACACGUGGGUGAUCACAGUCAUCGUCACGGCACUUUUUACAGUCGUUUCGUUUCCCAUAGUCAUAGGGUAUUUAUUCCUCAUCAUUGCGAGUGGGUAUAUGUUUGGCAUUGUCAGGGGCAUUGCCAUGGUCGUCCUGGGGGCGAAUCUGGGAAUCGCAGUGGCACAUACUACACUCAGUGCUCUAUCCACCAAAUUACCUAUCGGGGCGCUCUUGAGGAGCGAAACUGCGAGGGCUAUCUUGAGAGUCAUAUCAGGACCACAGGCCUUUAGAGUCGUUCUCUUUGCGAGGCUCACGCCUAUACCUUUCGGACUGCAAAAUACUAUUUUUGCUGUCAGCAAUAUUUGUGGCUUAAGAUAUCAUAUCGCAAGUGCAAUAGGUCUCCUCCCAGCGCAAAUAAUCAAUGUUUACCUCGGAAGUAGUCUAAGGUCAAUGCAAGACGUGUUAGAGGAUAAACAUACUGCUGCGACGGGAUACGUAGUCUUCUGUAUUCAGAUACUCGUUGCUGUCUCACUGAUGGUAUACGUAGUUCAGAAAGCCCGACGCGAGCUGCAUCUAGCUCUCCUGGAGGCAGAUCUUGCCUCCAUGACGGAUAAUUCUCAUUACCUCAAUGACGCACUACCCGAGUCCAAAGGAUCACUCGUGACGCUCAUUGCGUAAUGCGCAAUGUAAUUAUUGACAAAUAUUGAAUAUUCUCCUCAAGAGCUCCAGGUCACAUCGAGGUAGGUCUCGUCUUCGUUCAGCACUCGUUAUCAUAAAUGACUCGACUAUGAUUUUCUCUCGUGAACGAAAAGUCUGGAAAAAUUCAAUCAGUUUAGCUGUGCCAAACAAACAAAAUCAUGCUUUCGAUGGCGAAACGAAUUUUCUGCACUACAUCGUUGACCUUCCGUUUAUACAAUUGUUGAGUUUCUUUGUAUUCAUAUAUCCCCUGUUGAUUAAUUUUUCAAUGGUUCAUGGUACCAAUUAUUGACAGGCCUAUUUGUUUCGAACGCAGAGUUUUUCAUACAUUUUUUUAAUCAAAUCAAUUUUCUGGUGUAUGCAGAAGAGAUCGACAAUACUCUCGCCAGAGAAUUAUAUGUAUUUCCUCCAAAGAAAAUAGCGAAGGAUAAUUGAAUCUAGUAUUGAGAUAACCUUUGACAGCGAUAGAAAUUAUGUUUAGAUUUUUGUGUUGAAGUAUUUUAAUCUCUUGGGAAAGUCGAAGUAAUUUAGUUUAAGAAUAAAACUGAUAUGACGUGCACUAUUUUCGUCAACGUGUGGUACUGCACCUUGUGAGUGUGAAUAAUUAACGUUUCGAGAACCGACAAGCACAACAAAAAUUAUCAAAUUUAAAACAAGCUCCACGUACACUAUUAAAAAAAAUCGAAAUUUUGGGGGCUAGUGCUUUCCAUGAGAGCGACUUUGAAUUUGAUUUAGGGAGGAAAAAUCUCACUGUAAAUUUAACGAAAUUCCACAUUUUUAGGCGGCAGGAAGACGAGAAUUCCCUAACUUCAGUUCUUAAUGAGAACAUGAAU